Messenger RNA from Cryptosporidium muris RN66, 2403 nucleotides. RefSeq lists its product as uncharacterized. The record is from RefSeq and is a predicted model, not a curated record. Bases 1 to 2403 code for a protein of 800 amino acids. Gene Ontology annotation, molecular function: lipid binding. The transcript has a single exon. NCBI's taxonomy places the organism in Eukaryota, Apicomplexa, Conoidasida, Eucoccidiorida, Cryptosporidiidae.
AUGAAUUAUAAUGGGGAGUUACAGAGAAAUUUUACACUAUCCGAUUCAAAUUCUUCAGUAAACUCUUCAGAUUCAUUUCACUCUACAAUCAGUAGUAAAUGUGAACGCAUAGAAGAUACUCAGAAAGAUUUAAGAUUAUUUCCUAAUUUAUCUAUAUUAAGGAAUCUUCGAUCUCGUAUUAAUUAUUUAAAGUUAAAGAUGGGAGUCAAAAUAAAUAGAAUGAUAAAAUUAGUAGUUAAUGAAAAUUAUGGAAUGUUUAGGAGAUUUGCAAAAGUAGAUAUAGAAGAUUUUAAUGAAGAUAAUAGAGUAUCUAUUUCUGAGGAUAAAGUGAUACAAAAUAAUGAAGAUAAAAUAAAUAGUAAUUUAACAGAUUUUUUAACAAAUGAUAAUAAUUUCAAUGAUAAUAAAGUAAUAUAUAAACAAAAUAUUGAUAAUAAUGAGGAUAUAUCUCAAUAUAUACCAUUAAUUAGUAAAGAUACUGAUUCUAAUUUAUUGAGAGAUAUUCAUCCAUUAUUAUCUAAUAAUACUUCCUUAUAUAUAAAUAUUGAGAAUUUUUUAAAGGAACGUUUUGAUAAAUUUGAAAAUAGACGUAUAGAAUUCAAUGAUUUCUUAAGAUGUAAUAAACAAGAUAAUUUAGAUAAAUUUGAUUGGUUAAAUUUAAAACGUAAGAAAUAUAGAGAAUUUGCAUCUUCUUUAAGUGAAGUAAGCUUAGAUUGUCUAUUAACUAAUCCAAUAGAAUCUAAUUGUCAGUUAGUACAUAAUAAAGAAGGUGUUAGAGUAUGGAAGAAAGAGUAUGGAGCUGGACGUUUAUUAUUAAGGACAGAAUUUAUAGUACCUAUAAAUCCGAAAGAUUAUGUUGCAUUUUCUUCUAACAGUAAUCAAAGAAAAAUAUAUGAUAGCAAUACAUCUGAUAUAAGAAAUUUGGAAAAUAUUGAGUCUGGUUUAGAUAUAAUUUAUGUUGCUUCAAAACGAAUUGGUACAAUAUAUCCUAGGGAUUUAGUAAAUAUAAGAUUUAUACAUGCAUUAGAUGCUAGAAAAGAUCUUAGUGUAAUAUUUAAGGAUGAUGCAGAUAAACUAGGUAAAGACUCUAGCAAUUUACUUUGGGCAUCAUGCACUUGUUCAGUAGAUCAUCCAGAUAUUCCAGAGAAACCAGGACUUGUUCGUAUGGAUUCAAGAAUUGGAAGUUAUAUAGCAGUUCCAAUAAAAACUCCUUUUGGUCUAUGGAGUAAUAUUGCAAUGUUUAAUGAAGGUAAUCCAAAAGGUUGGAUUCCAUCAUCUGUUACAAGAUUAUUAGCAGCUAAAAUUAUUCCUGGAUCUAUUGAGAAAUUGUUGGCUACAAUGUUUUCUUAUUAUGGAAUAAGUCUUGAUUCAGAUAAUAAAUCAUAUUCUGGUUUUGCAUAUCGUAAACUUAUAUCAUUAUUCACAUCUGAAAUGAAGUUAUAUAAUCAAGUAUUUCGGAAUAUUGAAAAUUCUGAAUAUUUGAUUCAAAAUAAUGCCAAUAAUUUAGGUUUAUUUAAGAGAUGUGAAGUUAAUAAGAAUUUGAAAAUUUUGCAAUUAGAAGAAAUUGAAUAUAAAAAACGAAAUUCGGAAGAAUAUAGAAAUUUAUUAUCAGAUAAUAUGGAGACUAGAAAAGAAUCACAAGAAUAUCAAAUUAAUAAAUAUAAUAAUGAAUUACAGCUUAAUUUGAAUAUAUCUGAUCAUGAAGAUAAUACUAAUUCAAUAUCUAGAUCAAAAUUUUUUGAGGAAUAUUUUUCUUAUGAUAUAUCAGAAUUUUUGGAUAAAUUUUAUAGUUUUAAUUUAUUGAGAAAGAUGAUUUUAUCUACGUACUUAGUUAAUAAAUCUAGGACAAAUAAACAAGAUAUGAAAGAUUAUUUGAAUUCAAUAUCUAGUCCAAAAAGUGGAAAUAUGGAAUUAAAAGGGUGUCUAGAUAAUUAUAGGAAUUUCUCAAGAUGGAGAUUACUUGAUACUAUUGACACAAAAAAAGUAACUCAAAAUAAAAAAUUUACUAAUAGUAUCAAUUCUCCAGAAAUUAUAAGUUCUUCAUCACCUAUAUUACCAUUAACAUUAGAUAUAUCUGAAGUAAAUUAUGAUACUUUGAAAUUGUAUAUGGAUGCCUCUACAAUUGAUCUUACUCCAAUUUCAGAAAAUAAACUUACUUUGGAAGAAUCUAUAGAUAUUGAUAAGAGAAAAAUUCCUUAUGAGCAAGAUAAUAUAGAGAUUUUAGCUAAAAAUAAUUUAUUAGAGAAUAUAUCGACACUUUCAAGUCCUAAACAAUUAUAUAGAAGAAUUAGUCCAUCAUCGCCUAUAUUUGUACUAGCAGAAAUAUUUGAUUUAAAUGAUAGUUACUUGAUAGAUCAAACUUUUUAUCUUGAUGGUUUAGAUUCAGAUAUAGAUCAAAGUUGA